This is a messenger RNA of Anas platyrhynchos (mallard), 3696 nucleotides long. It is a transcript of the gene DESI1, whose product is annotated as desumoylating isopeptidase 1. The record is from RefSeq and is a predicted model, not a curated record. NCBI's taxonomy places the organism in Eukaryota, Metazoa, Chordata, Aves, Anseriformes, Anatidae. Gene Ontology annotation, molecular function: peptidase activity. Gene Ontology annotation, biological process: protein modification by small protein removal.
AGGGCCCCGCCGCCUGACCAGACCCCGCCGCCGCCGCCGGUUCGCGCCCGGCCCCCCCCCCCGGUCCCGGUCCCCCCCCCGGUCCCGGCCCCAUGGCGGAGCCGGCGGCGCUGCACCCGGUGCAGCUCUACGUCUACGACCUGUCCAAGGGCAUGGCCCGCCGCCUCAGCCCCGUCAUGCUCGGGAAACAGCUGGAAGGCAUCUGGCACACCUCCAUAAUAGUCCAUAAGGAUGAGUUCUUCUUUGGCAGUGGGGGAAUCUCCAGCUGUGCACCUGGAGGAACGCUGCUUGGCCCCCCAGACUUGGUUGUUGACCUGGGAAACACUGAAGUCACAGAAGAACUUUUUCUGGAAUAUUUGUCAUCUUUGGGGGAAUCUAUGUUCCGAAGUGAGUCCUAUAACAUCUUUGAACAUAACUGCAACACCUUCAGUAAUGAAGUGGCACAGUUCCUGACAGGAAGAAAAAUCCCUUCCUACAUCACUGACCUUCCAUCUGAAGUUCUUGCCACACCUUUUGGACAAGCUUUGAGACCCCUCCUGGACACCAUCCAGAUCCAGGCACCUGGAGGAAAUGCCUUCAGCAGACAUAAUGGACAGAGCUAACAGGAGUGACCCAUUGUGCCCAGCCUCACCAUGCCUCUUCCUUUUUAAACACGAAUCUACCAGAUUUCUAUUUUAUAAUUUCCCAUCAGAAUUAACUCUAUGGAAAUUACAGGACCAGUUUUAAAAUUUCCUAGGGAGAGGGUUAUCAGGGUGCAUGUAAGACAAUGCUACCAAAAAGAUUGCCAUAAUUUCUAAUAGUAUUGUACUAAUUUAUAAAGGCUGUCCUGCCUGAGUUAGGCUGACACUUUCUAAGUAACUCCCGUGCUGGUAAGUGGGAAUUCAUUCCAUGAACAUUCAAGCACCCGUUACACAUUUUGGUGUAAAUGGGAUGUCCUAGCCAUCCCUUGCAGGCUCACAUCUCUUUCUCUUGUCACUGCGUGUAUUCUGGGGGUAUUUACUGAAGUCUGUAGCAAGAAGACAAAGGAAGUGUUUGUAGCCUAGGAAGUGAAGGUGUCCCUGUACUAGUCUUACACAUAUUUCAUUAACGUUGUGUUAUUUGCUCAGGGGACAAGCUCAACUCAUCUGAUCAGAGUAUUUGCAAUGGCACAGCUGAGUGGAAAGGGUGGCCUCGCUGAGCUAGUCAGCAUCACUUUCAAAGCUGAGACUUUCAAUGGGAUCAGCUGUGUGUGGGUGGGAGGCUGCAACUGAAAAUUACCAGGAGCCUCGUAAGGCGAGAUCCAAGUGUUAAGGGAGAGAACCAGCUGAAUGGACAGAAUCUCAUGAGCAAAUUUUAGGUGAAAGUAAGCUUUCUUUUCUCCAAGCAGGUUUGUCAGCAGAUGGAUAGAAUCCUGUUAACUUUUACCUUUGCUCAGGAGCUAUUUUUUCUCACUAAGCCAGAGUUACAGUACAGUGAGGCAGGAAUAGCAUGGCAGCUGCACAAUAAUGAGAGCGCUCUGCUUAAGUGAGGGAAAUAAGUGCUAGGUCUCCCCAAAUUUACAGAAAAUAAGGAAUAGUGAAGUUAAGCUUUUUUGUGGAACAGUUGAGUUGAUUGGGAUGCAUGGAGAAGCAGUCCUAUCCUUAGAUUGAUGUUAGAUUGUAUCAAUACUGCAUCUUCUAAUUUAAGGUUAAUCAUAGAAUCAUAGAAUAUCCUGAGUUGGAAGGGACCCUUAAGGAUCAUCAAGUCCAACUCUUGACACCGCACAGGUCUACCCAAAAGUUCAGACCAUGUGCCUAAGUGCACAGUCCAAUCUCUUCUUCUUAAAUUCAGACAGGCAUGAAUUUAGGUUCUGAAUUUAGGUUAGAAAUUCAGGUUCUUACGGCUUUGCAAUUAUUUGCAGUGGGGAAAAAAAUCAGGGGAAGGAAAGAUGAGGCACAUUGAUUUCUUUUCAUGCAUGUAUAUACACUGAUUUCCUGAACAAUUCUGUAGCAAGUACACUUCAGAAGGAACACAAGAAAGAUAUCAGGCAAACCCCCAAAACAUUGCUGGUGUUUCAUAAAUGGGGAUUGCACAUCCCAGAUGCCACUGAAGAAAGCAUCUAUGCAAAGUAUAGCCCUUAGUUCCAGUGCUUUGUUGUGCAAACAAUUGCUGCAAGCUCAGUCCUGCAUCUCUCCGUAUACCUAAAGGAGAUGUCUUUCCUCUGCUGGGCUAUCUUUCUCCCAGAGUAAUACGGAUUAGUAUGUUUCUCACGCUGUUAUUUUUGUGGGGAUGAAGUGGAAGAAACCCACAGUUCAGUCACUCUGUCAGUUACUCUGUUGCCCUGCACCUUGUGGAGUCACUACACCAGUGGAAGUCGGGGACUGUCAGUCCUUUUGCAGUUGUGUGGAGCUGCUCUGAGUGCAGGUGGCCCUUGCAGCCCAGAAUGUUUUUUUGUUGUCAGUGGUGAAUUUUUCCUUCUGUCAUUCUCUGCUCGUGCCAUCAACUUUUUAAGUGUUCAUUUGACAGACUGGACUAGGAGACAACUCCAGCAGUUAGUACAGAUGCAAAAGCUUAAUGCAAAAGUUUUCAGUCUUUCACCAUCAAAAUGUACUGUUUGCAGAAAGCAUUCUGUAGUAAAUUAUUUACCAGACAGCACCUCUUGGUGCUUCUGGAGAAGGAAUUGGUAAGUGUUUGUUUUCUGGAAAGCCACAGCAUAGUUUUCCUGUUGUCUGUGUAAUCCCCUCCAGACUCUUUCCAUGCCUAUUUUGUGAAGAAUAACGGUCUCUCAUCUGAGUACAGACAUGACUAUACCACAAAACACAACAGCACGUUAGAGAUCUUGGCGCUUCCUCUGUCGAACAGGUAUACAGAAGCUGAUACAACGCAGCACAACAUCUGGGUAUGCUAGUUUGGUACCCACAAGGAGCACAGCUGUGGUUGUUUCUUUCGGCAAACUAUCACUUCAGGUACAGCCAUCUGCUGGUACAGCUGUUCUGCAAGGCAAGCACAGGCACCACAGUCUCUAGUACCACGGUCUCUGCCCCAUGCUUCAUUGCAUGACAAAUGUGUCCACUUCAGAGGUCCUGAGCCUGGUUUUUGCUUCAGGGCCUUUUCCUUUCCUGCCUCCUGACAGGAUGUAAGAGGUUCCCCCCAGGCAUUUUGCAAUCAGCCUUUUCCCCUCCUGAGCAGCCCUGUUGCGGAGAGAAUGCUGCUACUUGAGUAUCAGUGGGUAAAAUUUCACUCAGACACAUUCUGGUUGCAGUAACUGUGGUACUCUCAAAAGGAGCUCCAGAGGGUCUCCAUGUCCCUGGACCUACUCUGUGUAUUGUGACGAAGGAACUAUAGGAGGAGAUCCUGUUUGUUUGAUCUUACUGGGUAAUGAGACCCUUGCACCCCGUAGGCCUCUUAGGAAACCCAUUUUCUCCAAAGAUGGUUGCGUGUAAAUUGCAGGUCUGUGCAGCCAACAUUCCUCCCCGCCAUACCUACUCAUAGGUGCACAAACUACAAUGAGCAAUGUAUGGAAGUGUACAGAGGUGGCAAACUUCAGCCAGAUGAUUGACAAAGGGGAGCAAGGAAGCUGAACUCCUGGAGGGGAGCAGGACCCUUUUUCCCACACUUACUGUUCUGUCAAGUAUUGCUGGGGUUCCACCAUGCCAUUUUUAAAAUGUUAAUAACAUCUUUAGACAGAAAGUGAUGUUUUGAUUUUUUUUUUCUAUUACAAUAAAAAAGUACAGCAGU